GAAACUCAUUUAUUCAUUGUCCUUCCUCACGUGCGUCCGCCUCCUGCUCGCUCACGUCUCGCGAUGGCCAGCCCGUGACGCGCUGCGCUCUUUAUUUGGAGGAGGAGGAGGAGGAGGAGGUGGAGGAGCGCAGCGUUACUGUCGGGCGAACAUCGGAGGUGUCGUCGUCGCAGCAGCAGCAGCAGCAGCAGCAGCAGCCGCCGCCGCCGCCGCGACGCCCUGAGGACCAGCGUCAACUGUUCAUCUCGAUCGGCGCUGAGGCGGAUUUUGCGCCACGGCGCCGUCGCACCUGCCUCGGGAGCGAAUGGACAACAAAGACUGAUCCCGGCGCCGCGCCGCGCGCCAGCGGAACGCCGAGCCAGGCUGCGCGAGAGAAAACAGCAACCCGCAGAGACGUCCGUCCAUGUAACAGCCAAGGGACCGUUUGUGUGCGCACGAUUCUCCUUCUCCUUUGCCUCCAGGACGUCCACAGACUGCAGGCCGGUCCUCGGCGAUCCGCAGGUUUAAUUAUAGCAACGCGCGCGUCUUCCCUUUGGCUCCGACCUCCGAUUGGCUGACGGCGUCUUCAGGCGCCAGCGUCAACGACCCCUUGUUCCAACGACACACAAUACAAACAAGGAGAAUCAUGUGGGUCAGUCCCGAAGACGUGUUGCUGGCGGGCGCGUUGUGGAUCACCGAGAGAGCGAACCCCUACUUCAUCCUGCAGAAGCGGAAGGGCCACGGGGAUGGAGGCGGAGGGCUGGCGGGUUUGCUGGUUGGGACCCUGGACGUCGUCCUGGACUCGAGCGCUCGAAUGGCUCCAUAUAGGAUCCUCUACCAGACUCCUGACUCUUUAGUUUACUGGAUCAUUGCUCAUGGAACCUCCCGUAAGGAGAUCACCGAGCACUGGGAGUGGCUGGAACACAACAUGCUGCAGACGCUCUCCAUCUUUGAGAACGAGAAUGACAUUACCACCUUUGUCAAAGGGAAAGUCCAGGGCAUCAUUGCCGAGUACAACAAGAACCACGACGUCAAAGAGGACGACGACACGGACAAGUUCAAGGAGGCCAGCGCCAAGUUUGGCAAGAUGUUCGGGAUGCCGGAAGAGGAGAAGUUGGUCAACUAUUACUCGUGCAGCUACUGGAAGGGCAAGGUGCCUCGGCAGGGAUGGCUGUACCUCAGCAUCAACCACCUCUGCUUCUACUCCUACUUGCUGGGAAAAGAAGUCAAACUGGUGGUGCGUUGGGCAGACAUGACCCAGCUGGAGAAGAGCGCCACCCUUCUGCUGCCUGACGCGAUCAAGGUGAACACCCGCAGCAAUGAGCACGUCUUCUCCGUGUUCCUCAACAUCAGCGAGACGUUCAAGCUGGCCGAGCAGCUGGCCAACAUCGCCAUGCGCCAGCUCCUGGACAACAAAGGCUUCGAGCAGGACCGCUCCCUGCCCAAGCUCAAGAAGAAGUCGCCCAAGAAGGUGUCGGCGCUCAAGAGGGAUCUGGAUGCGAGAGCUAAGAGUGAGCGUUACCGGGCGCUCUUCCGUCUGCCCAAAGACGAAAAACUGGAUGGACACACAGACUGCACCCUGUGGACCCCCUUUAACAAGAUGCACAUCUUGGGACAGAUGUUUGUUUCCACCAACUACAUCUGCUUCACCAGCAAGGAAGAGACCCUGUGUAGCCUCAUCAUCCCCCUGCGCGAGGUGACCAUCGUGGAGAAAGCAGACAGCUCCAACGUGCUGCCCAGCCCGCUGUCCAUCAGUACAAAGAAUCGCAAGACCUUUCUGUUCGCGAACCUGAAGGACCGGGACUUCCUGGUGCAGAGGAUCUCUGACUUUCUGCAGCAGACCACCUCCAAGAUCUACCUGGAGAGUGAACUCACGGGCAGCCUGAGCAGCUCCGACGACGAGGUCUACUCCCAGCAAGGAUCCCUGCUUUCCAGCAGCCCACAGAACAGUGUAGGUUCAGAGGGGGAGCGAACAUUUAACCUCAAUGACAGCAGUGUGCCCACAGCUACACAAGCCCUCAUGACCAUGUACCGCCGCCGGUCGCCUGAGGAGUUCAACCCCAAGCUGGCGAAAGAGUUCAUGAAAGAGCAGGCGUGGAAGAACCACUCUGCCGAGUACGGACAGGGAGUGUGCAUGUACCGCACCGAGAAGACCAAGGAGCUGGUCCUCAAGGGGAUUCCUGAGAGCAUGAGGGGGGAUCUCUGGCUGCUGUUCUCUGGCGCGAUCAACGAGAUGGCCACUCACCCCGGCUACUACGAAGACCUGGUGGAGAAGUCGAUGGGCAAGUACAACCUGGCGACAGAGGAGAUCGAGAGGGACCUGCACCGCUCUCUACCCGAGCACCCGGCCUUUCAGAACGAGAUGGGCAUCGCGGCCCUCCGGAGGGUCCUCACCGCCUACGCGUUCAGGAAUCCCAAUAUUGGAUACUGUCAGGCCAUGAAUAUUGUGACGUCAGUGUUGCUGCUCUACGCCAAAGAGGAGGAGGCUUUUUGGCUGCUUGUAGCGCUGUGUGAGAGGAUGCUGCCCGACUACUACAACACUAGAGUUGUAGGGGCUCUUGUCGACCAGGGCGUGUUCGAGGAGCUCGCCCGGGAGUACGUGCCGCAGCUGUACGACUGCAUGCAGGACCUCGGAGUCAUCUCCACAAUUUCUCUGUCCUGGUUCCUCACGCUCUUCCUGUCCGUCAUGCCGUUUGAGAGCGCGGUGGUGGUGGUGGACUGCUUCUUCUACGAUGGCAUCAAGGUCAUUUUUCAGCUGGCGCUCUCCGUGCUGCACGCCAACAUCGACCACCUGCUCGGCUGCAAGGACGAUGGCGAGGCCAUGACUGUACUAGGCAGGUACUUGGACAGUGUGACCAAUAAGGACAGCACUCUACCCCCCAUCCCCCACCUGCACUCCUUACUGACAGACAACGGAGAACCACAUCCAGAGGUCGACAUCUUCAAACUGGUCCGCAGCUCCUACGAGAAAUUUGGCUCCAUCCGUGCGGAUGCGAUUGAACAGAUGCGUUUCAAACAGAGACUGAGGGUCAUCCAAACCAUUGAAGAUACAACUAAACGCAACGUGGUCAGAACUAUUGUAACAGAGACCGCCUUCAGUAUUGAUGAGUUGGAGGAACUCUACGUGCUCUUUAAGGCGGAGCACCUGACCAGCUGUUACUGGGGCGGCAGCAGCAACCCCACAGAGCGCCACGACCCCAGCCUGCCCUACCUGGAGCAGUACCGCAUCGACGUGGAGCAGUUCAAGGGCCUGUUCAACCUGCUGUUCCCCUGGGCCAACGGAGCCCACUCGGACCCCCUGGCCGUGCGCUUCUUCCGUCUCCUUGACCACAACGGCGAUGCUCUCAUCAACUUCAGGGAGUUCAUCAGCGGCCUGGGUACAUGUGUUCUGUGUCACGGGGACCUCAUCGAGAAGCUGAAGCUCUUCUACAAGAUGCACGUCUUACCCGAAGUCACUCGUGAACAGGAGGAGCCUGACUCUGCCUUUGAAGCCACUCAGUACUUCUUUGAAGACAUAACUCCAGACAUGUCAAUAGGUCAUGACUCAAAGUGCAGAAGUGAGAAGGAUGACGGCUUCGUCAGAGUUACAUUUAAGACUGAGAAGGUCAAGAAACUGAACAAUCCUGAUUACCGGGACUACCUGAAACUGUGGAACCAGGAGAGCAAGCCUAAACUACAAAACACAAAAGACCUCCCCAAGCUGAAUCAGAGCCAGUUCAUCGAGCUUUGCAAGACCCUCUACAGUAUGUUCAGCGAGGAUGUUGCCGAACAGGAGCUCUAUCACGCCACGGCCACGGUCACCAGUUUGCUGCUGGAAAUGGGAGAGGUGGGAAAGCUGUUCUCCUCCGCCCCCGGUAGAAAGGACCACAACAUGGAGGGUAACUCCGAGCGGAGCACGUGUACGAGAGACUCCGAGGAUCCCGAAUCCACCCAGGAGGCCGGGCUUGACGGCGUGCUCCCGCAGCGGGACGACGGAGGCACUUUUGUCCACGCAUGCCUGGAGGACAAGCCGAGCCCCCGCGAGGAGGGGAGAGGGGACGGAGGGAGCGAGCGGCUGCCGCCAAUGCAAGACAUCAAGCUGGAGGACUCGUCUCCCAAGGACACAGGCACAUCCUCUGCCAUGCUCAUCUCAGAUGAUGAAACCAAAGAUGACACGUCAAUGUCAUCUUACUCGGUGCUCAGCGCCGGCUCCCACGAGCUGGACGAGAAGCUCCAGUGCGAGGACAUCGCAGAAGACACGGUGCUGGUGCGCAGCGGCGACGACGGCGGCGAGGCGAUCGACCGCCCUUGUGGCGGCGGGCCCCUCGACAGAGCUCUGCCCCACAGCUCCAGCAUUGACAAAGACUGGGCCAUCACGUUCGAGCAGUUCCUGGCCUCGGUUCUCACCGAGCAGGCGCUCGUACAUUACUUCGAGAAGCCAGUGGAGGUGGCGGCUCGCAUAACCAACGCCAAGAAUGUGCGUAAAGUCGGGCGCGCCCUGCUGUCGACGAGUGACUAUGAGAUCUCACUAUCCGGCUGAAGUUCUAACAAGAGAUUUCACACAAAAAGACUUGUUUUAAAAGGGAUACGCUGUUAAAUGUGUCUCAGUGAGUUUUAGCUGAGAGCGAAGGUAAAUGUGUAUGAUAGUUGAAUGAAUGUGACCAAAAACUGCUCUCAGCAAUGUAUUUUCCCAGAUGUGAAAGACUUUUAUUAUAACAAUCACUGGAUCCUGUCCAGAGGGAACAGGACGUUACUGUUUAAAGGUUUGCUCAGAUUAAAUCAGUGUGUACAUGUAGUAGCUGUACUUUAUAAGACAUUACGCGUAGGUGUUAAUAUUGUAAUCUGUAGUACUCUUAGGCUAUGUAGAUGUAAAUAUCCACAGAUACAGUCCAGUUUCAAACUGGGAUAUCGAUAGUCUACAGUGCGUACGAUCACCUAACAUUAAAUGACAUCAAACUGUUGCUCCCUUACUUAACAAAUUUAUUUGCUGCUAAUCAAGUCUUUUUUUUUUUUUACUAUUUCACCAUAGAUGAUAUAUGAAAAAAAAGCAAAAUGAAGCUGUGAAAAUUCAAUGUUGGAGUGAAUUUUCAUGCGUUAUCUUGCAAACUCUCUUUAGCUCGUCAUUACUUUAAUGCAAUGGGUCACUUUGUUAGAAACUACUCACGCGCGAGCAAACACAUACCUAUAACUCCCUGCAUAUUCACUUCCCAAAAGAAUGUUCCCUGUAGUUGCUCCAGUUUUUUCCCCCCAUAUAAUAAUAAUGGUGAUGGAAAUGGCACAAACGAUAAUUCAACCACAGUUUUGUCCAAAAUGUUUUGAUGUUUCAGGGAAUCAAAGGAAUGCAAUUGUUCUGAGAAAAGAUGAUUACACUAAGAAAAAGCUUUUGAAUGAGGACCCUGCACUUUCUUUCUGUUUACAAUAAUGUGAUCUACUCGUAUGUGUUCGCUUGCCUUUUGCCUCGCAAUUGUCGUCUGCACUCCCAACUAAAAUGUUGCUCCUUCAGUUUUCUAUUUUGUAACAUAUUUUUUUUACCCUUUUUGAUCUGUAUUUUUUUUUUUUUUUUUUUUUACAUUGUUUUUAUGUGAAUAGUUUUUAUUUUACAUUGCCAUGUGUUACUCUGGAUUCAGAUGCAUUGUGUAUCACUCUAUUUAAUUAAAAUUUAAUUUUGAUUGAUUCAA
Scophthalmus maximus (turbot) is the source of this 5636-nucleotide messenger RNA. It is a transcript of the gene tbc1d9, whose product is annotated as TBC1 domain family, member 9 (with GRAM domain). The record is from RefSeq and is a predicted model, not a curated record. The transcript is spliced from 21 exons. Bases 626 to 4498 code for a protein of 1290 amino acids. Gene Ontology annotation, molecular function: calcium ion binding. Lineage: Eukaryota; Metazoa; Chordata; Actinopteri; Pleuronectiformes; Scophthalmidae.